AUGGAAAGAAGUCUUGGUUCUUCUCUUGAACUAGAAAGUGAAGGAAGAAUGAAAGGAAAUGAUGUUGUACGAUGGCUUGAAGAACAUCCUCCGUUGUUUGAUGGCAAGGGUAUGGAACUAGAUGCAGAUAAUUGGUUAGAGCGCUUGGAGAAAAUUUUCAGUGUAAUCAGCUGUACCAAGGAACAAAAGGUAGAAUUUACAGCGUAUAACUUGGCGAAUGUGGCCAAUGGGUGGUGGAAGGCCACUCGCGGAUUUAUUCAGCAGGAAUUGAGUGAAGCUACCCCUAUAUCAUGGAAUAAAUUUAAAGAGGCAUUUAAUGACCGGUUCUUUCCUUUAUCCAUUCGAGAGGCCAAGGCUCGAGAGUUUGCUGACUUGAAACAAGGUACAAUGACAGUGAGAUAG
Carya illinoinensis is the source of this 402-nucleotide messenger RNA. RefSeq lists its product as uncharacterized. The record is from RefSeq and is a predicted model, not a curated record. Bases 1 to 402 code for a protein of 133 amino acids. NCBI's taxonomy places the organism in Eukaryota, Viridiplantae, Streptophyta, Magnoliopsida, Fagales, Juglandaceae. The transcript has 2 exons.